AUGACCUCAAUCAAGUCCAGCUACCUACAGUACCAUUACCAGAAGAUUGGUGCUCGGUGAUAUACUACGAAUUGGACACACAAAUUGGCGAAACCUUCAAAAUCAAAAACGAUGAGUUACGUGUCGACGGCGGUAUGGAUCCACUGGCGCUUCACAAAGGACGACUUUGUUUGGGCGCAUUGCCGAAUGUACAUCGUGGUGAAGUCAGCGAGCGAACGA
This is a messenger RNA of Ostertagia ostertagi, 219 nucleotides long. Lineage: Eukaryota; Metazoa; Nematoda; Chromadorea; Rhabditida; Trichostrongylidae. The record is from the annotation of a GenBank genome assembly.